GGCUAGCGCGCGCCGCCCUUGACUCGUCGACCAACCAGAAGGCGGGAGUGUGUGAUUUUGCGACUCUGGUCCGGGAGAUCAUACCCGUUGCCCCGCAUUUCAUCGUGGCCAUGUGGUGAACUAGGGCAGAUCAUCAGCUGGUCUCCCUGACCCGAAAGAUCAGUUCCAGCCUCGGCUAGAUUCUGAAAUCUCAUGCGAUGACUUGAAUUUCGGGCCAGACGUACGAUCGGUAUAUAACGAGGAGCUGAACCCGAUCCACUUGUCGAACAUGAGGAAACCUCGCCCGGGAAACGAUUUCGGCCCGGUUCAAUCUCGAGACGAAACGACAAGGAUCAGGACCAGGAUCAGCGCUUGUUAACAUCAUGUCUACAGCAACGAGCAACGGGUUCGAAAAGGGCCAUUCGGUCAUGGACGAGAAACGUCUAGCCUUGGAGCAGCCCUCGGAAAUCAAUGAAUCAGACGCCGAGUACGAACAGAAUGUUCAGAUACUCAGGGCGAUGUCUCCGGAGGAAUAUCAGGCGUUUGAGAAGAAACUGCUUUGGAAGUGCGACAUGAAGAUCGUCCCCUGGAUGACUCUCCUGUUCACCAUGUCAUUCCUCGACCGAGUCAACGUCGGAACCGCAAAACUCGCCGGUCUGGUGGAAGAUCUGGGGAUGACGGCUUCGCAGUUCAACUUGAUUAGUACCGGGUUCUUUAUCACCUAUGUCUUAUUCGAGGUUCCUUCGAAUCUGAUUCUCAAAAAGGUCCUACCUAGCCGUUGGAUCCCAUUCAUCGUCAUCGCAUGGGCCAUCGUACAAGUGUGCAUGGGACUGGUCACGAACUUCGGCCAACUCUUGGCUCUUCGGCUCUUGCUCGGUCUGUUCGAAUGUGGGCUGUUUCCCGGAAUCUCGCUGUAUCUGACUGGGUGGUACCGAAGAAAAGAAGUCUCCAAGCGGAUCUCGAUCUUCUUCGCAGGAGCCGUGUUGGCAGGUGCUUUCGGAGGUAUCCUCGGCUACGGUCUCUCUCAGAUGCAAGGUGUCGGUGGCAAAAACGGAUGGUCAUGGAUUUUCAUCAUUGAAGGUCUCAUCACCUUCAUUGUCGGCGUCGGCUCCAUCUGGAUGGUCUACGACUGGCCGAAUGAGGCGACUUUUCUUACUCCUCUCGAACGAGCCUGCGUACUGCAUCGACUCGCAGUGGACAACGGUGUCCAGAAUGAGGGAACCUUCUCCUGGCGAAUCGUCCGUAGGGCGUGUCUGGACUGGAAGACAUGGGGCUUCAUGCUGCUCUACAUCUCCUCGGCCUGUUCGAUCUACUCGUGCAGCAUCUUCUUUCCGACCAUCAUCAGCUAUCUCGGGAAAUGGUCUAGGCCGCAGAGCUUGUUGUUGAGUACGCCGCCAUUCGCGUUUGCCUUGUGCACGACGAUGGCGACAGCGUACUUGUCCGACAAGUGGGGGAAAAGGGCUUUCUUCCUCUUGUUCUGGUUCACCGUCUCGAUCAUCGGCUACAUCUUGCUCUUGGCUGUGCCGCUGAGCAGUCCCGGCGUCCUCUACUUUGCCGUCUUCAUCGUCAUCGGCGGUAUCGCACCCUGCAUCGCUACGACUAUCGUUUGGGCUGGUAACACGUUUGGAAACCACUACAAGCGGGCCACCUCCAUGGGUCUCACUUUCUCGCUCGGUAACUCUGGAGGAAUCGUCGCUUCCCAGAUCUACAGGACGGAGCACGCACCUCGGUUCAUUCCUGGUCAUGCCGUCUCGCUGGGCUUCAACGUGAUGGGUCUCAUCUGCACAACCAUACUCUUCUUUGGCCUGCGCCGUCAGAAUCGUAUCCGUAGCGAGAGAUUCGGUCCUAUCACCGAAUCCCUGACGACACAACCGCCUUCCUAUGCCUCGAGUGAGGAAGAGGAGCGCGGGAUCCGGGGCGACGAUAUCGACAGCGACGAGUACAAGCAGAGGUGGGGUCUAGAAGGAAUGACCCGGGAGGAGAUCAUCGAGUUGGGCGAUGACCACCCUAGUCACCGUUUCCUUACGUAGUCGUAGUAAAGACCCGCUCAGAAGGCGGACUACGUCUGCUACUGUAGUUGUUCAAUCGUUGCGUCUAGGUAACAGGUGUAUUACGUAUCGUAUAUCACAGAGGCUAUAUAUAAUGAAGCUCAA
This is a messenger RNA of Filobasidium floriforme, 2132 nucleotides long. Its product is annotated as putative transporter. The transcript is spliced from 13 exons. Gene Ontology annotation, cellular component: membrane. The record is from RefSeq and is a predicted model, not a curated record. The coding region runs from base 363 to 2009 and encodes 548 amino acids. Lineage: Eukaryota; Fungi; Basidiomycota; Tremellomycetes; Filobasidiales; Filobasidiaceae. Gene Ontology annotation, molecular function: transmembrane transporter activity. Gene Ontology annotation, biological process: transmembrane transport.